Molecule: messenger RNA, 2771 nt
Organism: Spirodela intermedia
Lineage: Eukaryota; Viridiplantae; Streptophyta; Magnoliopsida; Alismatales; Araceae
Source: the annotation of a GenBank genome assembly
AUGGGGCAGAAAUCGCUGAUCUACAGCUUCGUAGCGAGGGGGACGGUGAUCAUCGCGUCCUACGCGGAGUCAUCGGGGAACUUCAUCAGCAUCGCGUCACAGUGCCUCCAGAAGCUUCCGGCCAAGAACAACAAGUUCACCUACAACUGCGGCAACCAGACCUUCAAUUAUCUCGUCGAGGACGGCUACAGUUGAGUCUCGUCACCCAUCUAGUCUACUCAUUCGAUGGAUUCGAAGUGUUCUCCGGGCAACCGCACGGUUUUACCCGAUGCAACUUUGAUAUAUGAUGGCGAGCGUCAGUCGUUCCGUUUAUGGCGCAGGAACAGUCUUUCCACGCGUCGGUUUUGGGUCAAUAAUUAAAGUUGAUUUUUUUCAUUAACUACAUCGUUUCCGUAUUUAUUUUUUUCCCUUCGUUAGAGCAUUAUCCAUUUUAGAUGCGUCAAAGUAGCGUGAAUUAAUAGCUUUUCGUUCUCAUAUGGCAUCUUACUGAGUCAACAGACGCUUUAAUUUUUUUAUUGAUGAAUCUACUUCCUGGUUUUAAAUCCCUAUGGUCAUGUGUGAUAUUUUACGGGUUUUCUCUUUUGUUCAUGAUUUGGUUCAUGGUAUUGACCAUUUCUUUUUCCCAAAUUUUUGCUCAGAGAUAGAAACUUAUUCUUUAUUCUGCUCUAUUUAUAAAUUUUCACCAUCCAUCUCUCUGGUAGCAUCUGCUUUCCCCUCCCUAAAAUGCUUGUUAGAAUUGAUAUAUCUCUAUGAUCUGUCCUUGUUAAAAAAAAAAAAAAGUCCACCAUCCAUUUCUUGCUUUGGUUUUAGAUUGUGUUUCAUAACGAAGGACCUAAACACUGACUGGAUGCUUAAAUUCCUUUAGAAAAAAGAUUAUACUGUCUGGUACUCUGAUCAGCCCGAAGAAGUCGCCUUCCCUUUUAAUUCUUCGAAGUCAGGAGUGCAAUAGUGUGAGGAAGAUUUUUAAUAGCCCAUUAGACAAAUCCAAUUUUUAAAAAUCCAUUUUUUUAUAUGUACUUUAGUGUGAUUAUUAUGCUAUUUAUCUCUUAAUAGCCCAUUAGAUAAAUCUAAUUUUUAAAAAUCGAAACCAUCAAGCUUGGAUCACCCAAUAUAUUUUAGAAACCGUGAGGAUCUCUGUAAAACAAUUCAUAUACUUUGGCUCUAUGAUUAUUUCCUCUCUGUGUUUACUAAAUUUUUUAAACUAUAUGCACGUAUAAAUUGAUAAACCAGCUUAAGAUCUAAGAUUUAUGUGCUGGCCGUUGACAGGUCGUAUUUAAUAACGAUUUUUUUAUAACCAAGAAAAACUGAUAAAGAGUAACAACUAAUACCAUAAAUAUGCAUUCCAUGUGACAUCCGAAGCCUAUUCUGAGUGAUUCGAUGUUGUCAACCAACAUACAUAAAUCUCACCCUUUUGGUUUGAGAUUUCUGCUCAUUACAGUUGUUGCAACCAAGUCAUCAAAAUUGGAUUAUCAGUCACCAGUUUUACGUUAAUAAUGAUUAAGGGUUCUUUUUUGGUAAAAAAAAUACAAUUUUUGUCUAAGCUAUCUGCUUAAAGAAAAAUUAGAUGUUAAUAUUUUCUGAAGAACAUUAUGAAUAACAGAUAAAUAUUGAGUGAGAAGGUUAUCAUUCAUUUUUCCUCCCUCUCUCCUCCGAUACUGCCCAUGUCUUCAUUUCGAAAAUGAAAUUGCAUCAAUGAGGAAAUACCCAAUCUAGUAUUUUUUUCUAAGCUCUCUGGUUGACUUUGGCAGCAUAUUGCGUGGUGGCAAGUGAGUCAGUCGGAACACAACUCCCCAUGGCUUUCUUAGAUAGGGUUAAGGAAGAUUUCAUCAAGAGGUAUGGAGGAGGGAAAGCCACAACUGCUCCGGCCAACAGCCUUGACCGAGAUUUUGGGUACGGUCCCUUCCAUUUAUGGAUAUCUAUCUCUGAACAGCAUGCAUCACAUUAGCGAUUAGAAGCCAACCUUGUCCUCUUUUAUAGGCCCAAGCUGAAGAACCAGAUGCAGUACUGCGUUGACCAUCCUGAAGAGCUCAGCAAGCUUGCAAGAGUCAAAGAUCAGGUUUUGGAGGUCAAAGGGGUUAUGAUGGACAACAUCCAAAAUGUAUACCCCUUUAUCAAUUAUAUUUUUAUGGAAUAAUUUUUAUUCCUUGACUUCUUGAGUUCAUCCCAGAAUUCCUCCCAUUUUGUCGCAGGUUCUUAACCGGGGUCAGAAACUUGAUGUUCUCGUUGACAAGGCAGAGGACCUUCGCUCUCAUGUUAGUUACUCACCUAACUUGAUUGUGUUUUAUUGAAUAAGGGUUGACUUUUAUACAAAAAAAGGAAGGGCAUUAUUGGGCAUAAUAGUUUUUUUUGGUGGCAUCCGGGCUAUUUAUUUUUUUGGUCUAUAAAUUAUUACGGCGAACCCUUAUAAAAACUUAGCUCUGGGUCAAAUUAGUUUAAUACGAAGAUUAUAUAUUAGAUGGUUUAUGAAUUGCGUCUCCUGAUUCCUAUAGUUGAUGUAGAAUCACGUAAUAAAAGAUAAGGCAAUUUUUGCUUGAUCUAGAUUUAUUAUUAUUAUUAUUUUUGUUUUUGGAAAGUCAGACUAUUUAACACAGUGUUACCUGUUAUUUUCCACCCAAUGAUGGUUACAGGCCCAGGAUUUUAAGAAUAAUGGAAUCGAGAUUAAGAAAAAGAUGUGGAUGCAGAACAUGAAGAUCAAGCUCGUCAUCUUGGCCAUCAUUAUUGUGUUAAUCCUCAUCAUCGUGCUCUCCAUUUGUGGCGGCUCCAAAUGUUGA